UACAACUUAAACGUUACCUUUUAUGUCCUCCGGUUGCAAAACUCAUUAAAAGAUAUUUUACCUACGACUGCAUGGAACCUAACUACACUCAAUAUUUUAAGUAAUCCCAUAGAGCAAGUACCUGAAGACUUUUUUCAAGUUAAAGCACCAAAUAUGAAAUAUUUAAUGAUGGCACACUGUCAAAUUCGUGAUUUUAAUAUGAGCCAUUAUAAAAAUUUGCUACAUCUUCAAGGACUUGAUCUCCGUUAUAACAAGAUAGAAGUAAUACCUAAUCGGAGAAUAGCAUUCAGGCUGCUAGGGCAUUUAUUGCUUGAUGGAAAUCUAAUACGAGAAAUUAAAGGUAAACUUUCCUAUUUUUUUUCUUUUUAACUUUUACAACUUAAACGUUACCUUUUAUGUCCUCCGGUUGCAAAACUCAUUAAAAGAUAUUUUACCUACGACUGCAUGGAACCUAACUACACUCAAUAUUUUAAGUAAUCCCAUAGAGCAAGUACCUGAAGACUUUUUUCAAGUUAAAGCACCAAAUAUGAAAUAUUUAAUGAUGGCACACUGUCAAAUUCGUGAUUUUAAUAUGAGCCAUUAUAAAAAUUUGCUACAUCUUCAAGGACUUGAUCUCCGUUAUAACAAGAUAGAAGUAAUACCUAAUCGGAGAAUAGCAUUCAGGCUGCUAGGGCAUUUAUUGCUUGAUGGAAAUCUAAUACGAGAAAUUAAAGGUAAACUUUCCUAUUUUUUUUCUUUUUAACUUUUACAACUUAAACGUUACCUUUUAUGUCCUCCGGUUGCAAAACUCAUUAAAAGAUAUUUUACCUACGACUGCAUGGAACCUAACUACACUCAAUAUUUUAAGUAAUCCCAUAGAGCAAGUACCUGAAGACUUUUUUCAAGUUAAAGCACCAAAUAUGAAAUAUUUAAUGAUGGCACACUGUCAAAUUCGUGAUUUUAAUAUGAGCCAUUAUAAAAAUUUGCUACAUCUUCAAGGACUUGAUCUCCGUUAUAACAAGAUAGAAGUAAUACCUAAUCGGAGAAUAGCAUUCAGGCUGCUAGGGCAUUUAUUGCUUGAUGGAAAUCUAAUACGAGAAAUUAAAGGUAAACUUUCCUAUUUUUUUUCUUUUUAACUUUUACAACUUAAACGUUACCUUUUAUGUCCUCCGGUUGCAAAACUCAUUAAAAGAUAUUUUACCUACGACUGCAUGGAACCUAACUACACUCAAUAUUUUAAGUAAUCCCAUAGAGCAAGUACCUGAAGACUUUUUUCAAGUUAAAGCACCAAAUAUGAAAUAUUUAAUGAUGGCACACUGUCAAAUUCGUGAUUUUAAUAUGAGCCAUUAUAAAAAUUUGCUACAUCUUCAAGGACUUGAUCUCCGUUAUAACAAGAUAGAAGUAAUACCUAAUCGGAGAAUAGCAUUCAGGCUGCUAGGGCAUUUAUUGCUUGAUGGAAAUCUAAUACGAGAAAUUAAAGCUUCCAAGACCCAUUUGGCAACAUUAAACCUAUUCAACAACCGUUUACUAAGCUUGGGUACAGUUUUACGUUUCGGCCAAGUGAGAUACGUACAUGUGGCAAAGAAUGAAAUUCAGCAGCUGACAGCAUGGGACUUUAAAGGCCUCAAAGAAUUGUUUGAACUUGAGGCUCAGAAAAAUCAAAUCAAAAUGAUUGAACGUUUGACGUUUGCAGGCAACCGCAACGAACUCAUAAUUCUAGAUCUCAGCCAUAACCAUCUAAGGACACUGAAUGGCAGUUUUCAAUAUUUGUCAGAGUUGCGAGAGUUGUACCUUGCAUCGAACUUCAUUAGUGUGUUUGAAAAGGGGGAAUUUUUAGGCCUGAAAAGUUUAUAUUAUUUGGACAUUAAUGGGAAUCGUAUCGUAACAGUUGGAAAUUGUCUUCGACAUUUAUCUCAAUUAAAAUCUCUGUAUUUGAGCAACAACUCAAUUGAAACUCUAAGAAAAGAGCAAAUGCCUGAUCCUCUAGAAUAUGUAGAUUUGAGUGUUAAUCCAUUUCGAUGUGACUGUGAGUUUCUACCUUUUAUCCAAUGGGUCUUCGCCAAUCCAAAAGCUCCUCAUGUGUUUGGAGGCAGAAAAAUCUGUGUACCAGAAUUCCCAAGCGAUAAUCAUCAUUGCCCGUCACAAUGCGAUUGCUACUGUGCAAAUGAUGAUGAAGAGUACUUCAUGGCAGUGGAUUGUAGCUCCAAAAAUAUCUCAAUCAUACCUCAGUUUCUUACAGCUUAUAGUGUAGAGAAUUCACCUCAUUUUAAAAUUAAUUUAACAUUCCGCUUUCAUAUGGUUAGGAAGCAUUAUACCAUUGAUAAAUCUGUUGUAAUUGCUGAUACAGUUGGAGAAAUUAACCUAUCUGACAAUAACUUGGAGUCUUUGACAAAUAUACAAAUACCUAAUGGUCUACGUCGUCUGUUCUUACAUGACAAUAAAUUGAAAACUUUGCCAAGUUCGUUACUAGCAGAUUUUUCAAGACUUCACCUAGUGUCGGUUUUUAGCAAUCCAUGGAGAUGUGAUUGUCAUGCCAUUGACUUUCGAAGAUGGAUUGUUACAAAUCAUGAAAAAAUUAAAAAUGUGAAUCAAACACUGUGUGGCAAUGUUGGGGAGUCGGGAGAAUAUUUGCUGAAGGGAAAAGCUAUAUGGACGCUAGAUGAAACGGAUAUAUGCCAAACCUUUAUAGAAUUAUAUUUUUCGGUUGCUUUUGGAUUUAUUGCUUUCUUCUUGAUCAUCACUGUUUUGAAGAUAGUGCAUACAAGGUAUAAAAUGAACAUCAAUGCUUGGCUCUAUGCACAUGGAGUCAUAUGGGUAAAGGAAAAAGAUAUCGACAGGGAUAAAAUUUUCGACGCAUUCUUAUCAUUCAGCCAUAAAGAUCAAGAGCUCGUCGUCACGGACAUUAUUUCUGUGAUAGAAGUCAAACAGCCUAUGACCAGACUGUGUCUUCAUUACAAGCACUUCAAAGCUGGGGAUUUCAUUGACCAAAAUAUUUUUAAUGCUGUUCAAAACUCGAAAAGGACUGUUAUCAUGCUCUCAAAGAACUUCCUGGAAAGCGAGUGGUGCAUAUAUGAGUUUCGUGCAGCCCAUUUGCAAGCUCUGAAGGAUAAAAUAAACCGCGUCAUAAUCAUCAAAUUGGGAGAGUUACCUGAUGAUCUCCAUCCUGAUAUCAAAAUGUCUUUAGAAAAUACGACUUAUCUCACUUGGGGUGAGAAAUACUUUUGGGACAAACUCUUCUACGUUCUUCCAACAUCUGGUCAACGACUGUCCAAAACUACUAAAGUUAAAGCUGACAACUAUUUAAUGUUGCAUGAACUGAAGUGAUAGACAAACGUUGACAUGCAAUAAAAGAAAAAAAAUAUUUUAUUAAAAAUACCUUAGUAAUUCAAUGCAUUCAAUGACUGCCUGGUGUGUCUUGCAUAUGAAUAAUAUAAAUAUCGACUUUACAUAUAAAUAUCGACUGAUUGAUAUUAUUGAUUUAAAUUUUGUAGAUCAUUGGACAUGGGUCAUUGAACCUCAUUAUUUAUUUCGAUAAAUGUAUUUCUUUUGAUGAUGCAAUUAUAAUUAUAAUAGAACACUUCGUAGGCAUUUGUUAACUUAUUGAUUUCACUGCUGGUUGCACUCUCUGAGUGUAUAUUUAAUUAAAAAUAUCUCAAAAUA
This is a messenger RNA of Parasteatoda tepidariorum (common house spider), 3639 nucleotides long. Its product is annotated as protein toll. Gene Ontology annotation, cellular component: plasma membrane. Gene Ontology annotation, biological process: signal transduction; innate immune response. The record is from RefSeq and is a predicted model, not a curated record. Gene Ontology annotation, molecular function: protein binding; signaling receptor activity. NCBI's taxonomy places the organism in Eukaryota, Metazoa, Arthropoda, Arachnida, Araneae, Theridiidae.